GUCAAGAGGUGGGUCGAAGUGAGCGUUGAAAGAAUUAGCGGAAUUUUCAAAAUUUAAGGAACACAGAUUGCAACCAUGAGAAUCUAAUUAAUCAUUUGAUGCAGUAUGGGAUAUUAUAAGUAAGUUUGAAAUAUUCUUAUGAUGCACCCCCAAAUAUUUUAUUAUCGCCGCAGAAGAAAUCUUGAUUUUACUUUAAUGUAAAACAGUUGAGCGCCCCACUAAAAAAUUCAAUAACUUACAAAUUACAACAUAAGCUAUUAAGGCUUUCUCUUUAUUUUUUCUAUUUUGUCAUUCGUUAAUAUUUAUCUCAAAUCUCAAAACGACUAAUAAGCCAUUCCACUUGAGAUUAGCUAUAACGUACUGGACUACGCGGAACGGUAAAGCUUGAGGUCGUGAAUGUGAUUGUCGAGAGUGCUUAGUGGAAUGUUUGGGUUUUGAAGCUCAAUCAAACAUUUACUAUAACCUUCAAAUAUUUAUAAGUAUAUAUUAUUUUCGUUCAAUUUACGUUUAAUAAAAUGAAAUCCGAUAAUGAUGAUUACCAAACGCCGAGUAAAAUACGAAAAAUAGAGGAUUCCAACUCUAUUAUUAAACAAGAAACUAUUAACAAAUCUGGGAAUACUGGCUCUACUACAAGACUAUGUCCUUAUCUUGAUACAAUUAAUAGACAGUAUUUAGAUUUCGACUUUGAAAAAUUGUGUUCAGUAUCUCUGACGAGAAUAAAUGUCUAUGCAUGCUUGGUGUGUGGAAAAUAUUUUCAAGGAAGGGGUACUAAUACUCACGCAUACACUCAUUCAGUAGCAGAAGGACAUCAUGUUUUUUUGAAUUUACAGACUCUGAAAUUUUAUUGUUUACCUGAUAACUAUGAAAUUAUAGAUUCCUCUUUGGAUGAUAUAAAAUAUGUUCUAAAUCCAACAUUCACAGAAAAUCACAUAAGCAAUUUAGAAAAUACUACUAAAUUAUCAAGGGCUAUAGAUGGUUCACUUUAUGUUCCAGGGAUAGUUGGUUUGAACAAUAUCAAAGCUAAUGACUAUUGUAAUGUUGUUCUACAGGCUCUAUCUCAUGUAACACCUUUAAGAAACUAUUUUUUAAGAGAAGAAAAUUAUAGUAAAGUGAAAAGACCUCCAGGUGAUUCAGCAUAUCUAUUAGUUACUAGGUUUGGAGAACUCAUGAGAAAAUUAUGGAAUCCUAGAAACUUUAAGGCGCAUGUAUCACCACAUGAAAUGUUACAGGCAGUUGUUCUGUGGAGUAAAAAGCAAUUUCAAUUCACCCAGCAAGGUGAUCCGAUAGACUUCCUAUCCUGGUUUCUCAAUGCCUUACAUAAAGCUCUUAAUGGCACAAAGAAGAAAGACAGCUCGAUAAUAUAUAAAUCUUUUUUGGGUAAUAUGAAAAUAUACACCAGAAAAAUACCUUCAUUAGAUUUGAAUGAAAAGGAAAAGAAAAGUCUCUUAGCCACUCCAGAUUAUCAAGAAGUUGAAACAGAAUCACCAUUCUUAUAUUUAACUUGCGAUUUACCUCCACCACCAUUAUUUAUAGAUGAAUUUAGAGAAAAUAUAAUCCCACAGGUUAAUUUAUAUCAACUAUUAACAAAAUUCAAUGGACAAACAGAAAAAGAGUAUAAAACGUAUAAAGAAAAUUUCAUGAAACGCUUUGAAAUUACCAGAUUACCACCUUAUCUUAUAUUGUAUAUUAAGAGAUUUACCAAAAACACUUUUUAUGUAGAGAAAAAUCCAACAAUUGUGAAUUUUCCAGUGAGGAACGUUGAUUUCUCCGAGUUUUUGACACCAGAAAUAAAAGCAAAACACAAACAUACUAUUUAUGAUCUGAUUGCAAAUAUUGUACAUGACGGAGAACCUAAUAAGGGUACUUACAGAGUACACAUUUUACAGAAAUCAACUGGUCAAUGGUAUGAAAUGCAAGAUUUGCACGUCACAGAUAUUUUGCCGCAAAUGAUUACUUUAACUGAAGCUUAUAUUCAAAUAUAUGAGUUGAGGACGCAAUGAAAAUAAAAUUUAUUUUAAUUUAUGUCAAGAA
Molecule: messenger RNA, 2031 nt
Organism: Diorhabda carinulata
Lineage: Eukaryota; Metazoa; Arthropoda; Insecta; Coleoptera; Chrysomelidae
Gene: Usp39
Product: U4/U6.U5 tri-snRNP-associated protein 2
Exons: 8
Coding region: 516-2000 (494 amino acids)
Biological process (GO): spliceosomal complex assembly; protein deubiquitination; mRNA processing
Molecular function (GO): cysteine-type deubiquitinase activity; zinc ion binding
Source: RefSeq, a predicted model, not a curated record